AUGACUGUUUGCUUCGUUUGUGGCUGUACACCGAUUACAGCACAUGUAAUCGACAAAACAUUGCCUGCUGAUCUUCAGAAGUAUUUUUUGGUGAACGAACUCUGGAACGCACUUCAGACUGCAAGCAACGAUCACGAGAAACAGCAGCUUGAAGCGGAGAUUGAAAGUCUGAAACUCAAAUUGAAUGAAGUGAAGAAAGAACUGCAGUCUGGAGCAGUGCAGAUGCAGGAUGUUGUAAAUCAGCAGACGGCGGGAUCAGCAGAAGCAGGAAUCAGUGGCACUGCUGGUUCGUAG
Molecule: messenger RNA, 294 nt
Organism: Gongylonema pulchrum
Lineage: Eukaryota; Metazoa; Nematoda; Chromadorea; Rhabditida; Gongylonematidae
Source: the annotation of a GenBank genome assembly